Molecule: messenger RNA, 1084 nt
Organism: Pangasianodon hypophthalmus (striped catfish)
Lineage: Eukaryota; Metazoa; Chordata; Actinopteri; Siluriformes; Pangasiidae
Product: retinal cone rhodopsin-sensitive cGMP 3',5'-cyclic phosphodiesterase subunit gamma
Exons: 5
Coding region: 252-608 (118 amino acids)
Biological process (GO): positive regulation of G protein-coupled receptor signaling pathway; positive regulation of epidermal growth factor receptor signaling pathway; visual perception
Cellular component (GO): photoreceptor outer segment membrane
Molecular function (GO): cGMP binding; 3',5'-cyclic-nucleotide phosphodiesterase activity
Source: RefSeq, a predicted model, not a curated record
GUGCAGAGAGAGAGAGAGAGAGAGAGAGAGAAGACCAAAAAGGAGAAAAUGGAGGAGAAAAUGCUAAGAAAGACAGAAAAUAGGGAAAUACAGAUCAGGAGACGCAGGAGGGAGAAAAUGGUCUCAGGGAGCACAAGGCGGGGGACGCCCUGGACUGGGUGCCAACCAACACAGAGCACAAUCACAAACACUCACACCCCCAUUCACACACUACGGAAAUGCCUGGAAAUGCCUAAAUCAGCCUACAGCGCAUGUCUUUGGCCUGGGGGAGGAAACUGGAAAACCUGGAGGAAACCCCUGAAGCACAGGGAGAACAUGCAAACUCCACACACACAGAGCGGAGGAUGAACUCAGCGCCCCCUGCAGGAAGUGCUUUAUCAGCUCCAGCGGGCGGAGUCGGCCCAACUACACCGAAAAAGGGCCCACCCAAAUUCAAACAGAGACAAACACGCACAUUUAAGAGCAAGGCACCUAAACCCGGCCAGAAAGGGUUUGGUGACGACAUUCCAGGAAUGGAGGGCCUCGGCACAGAUUUCACGGUGGUGUGUCCCUGGGAGGCCUUCGGCGACAUGGAGCUCAGCGACCUUGCCAAAUACGGCAUUAUUUAAAUCCCGCCUCUCAUCUUCUCUCUGCCUUUGUCUCCACCCCUUCCUAACAGACACCACACCCCCUCUCUGAUAAAAGAGACUGAUAUCGAUGCAUACAUAUGAAUAUAGUAGAAUUUGUAUUGGAUUAUUAUUAUUAUUAAUAGUAGUAGUAGUAUUAGAAUUAGUAGUAGUAUUAGUAUUAUUAUAUUUUAUACUCUCGGUUAUGAUGUCUGUUAUCCCUCCCACUCUGCCCCUCUGCCCCACCCACCACGCCCACCUGCCCUCCCAACAUCACCGUAAUAAUGAAUGUUAAUAGUUAAUUAGUAGCGCUCUCAUCCUGCAUGUGGAUGCGUUACGAUAUAAAUAACGUAGUGUAAAUAUUCUGUUCUCCGCUAAUCUCCGCUGUUCAUCUUCACUGAUGCAGAAUAAAUGUGAACGUCUGUUUGGAAUUAUCUGGGGUAGAAAUCAGUAAAGUUUAUAUUUUCAAUAAAAUUGUC